Molecule: messenger RNA, 1067 nt
Organism: Phoenix dactylifera (date palm)
Lineage: Eukaryota; Viridiplantae; Streptophyta; Magnoliopsida; Arecales; Arecaceae
Product: putative CCR4-associated factor 1 homolog 11
Cellular component (GO): CCR4-NOT complex
Molecular function (GO): nucleic acid binding; poly(A)-specific ribonuclease activity
Source: RefSeq, a predicted model, not a curated record
CCCGACGCCUCUCAUCACCACCAAAUCGCGAAGCGGAAAAAACCGGAGAACGUAGGUAAAAAGACCGACCCGGUUCGAGCCGCCAUGCCUUCUCUCGAGGCCUCUAAACGGCCGGUUCAGAUCCGGUCCGUGUACGCCGACAACCUCGAGUCGGAAUUCGCGCUGAUCCGGGACGCGGUGGACCGGUAUCCGUUCGCCGCCAUGGACACGGAGUUCCCCGGCGUGGUCUACCGGCCCCGGAAGCACCCGCUCCUCCUCUCGCCCGCGGAGCGGUACGCCCUCCUCAAGUCCAACGUGGACGCGCUCCACCUCAUCCAGGUCGGCCUCACGCUCUCCGACGCCGCCGGCGAGCUCCCCGACCUCGGCACCGAGGGCGCCAUCCGCUUCGUCUGGGAGUUCAACUUGCGCGACUUCGACCCCCGCUGCGACCGCCACUCGCCGGACUCCGUCGAGCUCCUCCGCGCCAACGGCGUUGACUUCGACAAGAACCGCGCCCACGGCGUCGACUCCCGCCGCUUCGCCGAGCUCCUCAUGUCCUCCGGCCUCGUCUGCAACGACUCCGCCGUCAGCUGGGUCACCUUCCACAGCGCCUACGACUUCGCAUACCUCAUCAAAACCCUAACUUGCCGCAAGUUGCCCAGGACCAUGGAGGAAUUCUUGGGCCUCGUUAGGGUUUUCUUUGGAAAUCGAGUGUAUGACAUGAAGCACAUGAUGAAGUACUGCGAUAGCUUGUAUGGUGGGUUGGACCGGGUGGCGAGCACGCUGCAGGUCGAUCGGGCCGCCGGGCGGUGCCACCAAGCCGGCUCCGAUAGCUUGCUCACAUGGCAGGCGUUUCGGAGGAUGAAGGAGCUCUACUUUGCCAAGGAUGAUGACGAGAGGCACGCCGGAAUUCUGUAUGGAUUGGAAGUUUUCUAAUAUGAAAAAAAGAUGAUAUUAAUUCUGUUCCUCUCUCUCUUUUCUUUUUAUGUGAAUUUCAUUCUUUGUGUAGUUCUUCUGUCAAGAAAUUUAAUUUUUUGGUGACUAUAAGGAUCUGAAGGAAGGUAAAAAUUGGUUCUUUGAUGAUAAAA